AUGUUGGAACAAGUUGACGACAACAGUAGUAGCAGUGCUACCGAAACCUCUCGCCCAAAUCUGGUAAUCUUCAUGCCAGACCAGCUACGCUACGACUCGCUGAGCUGUUUCGGAAAUCCCCAUGUUCACACACCCAACAUCGACGCUUUCGCCACUCGCGGGACCAAAUUCACCAAUUGCUACCUACAAGCCACAGUCUGUUCACAGAGCCGUUGCUCCCUAUAUACCGGACAGUACCCGCAUGUAUCAGGCCAUCGCAGUCUAAAUAAUCUGAUCAAACCCUGGGAGCCUAAUAUGUUCCGUGCGCUCAAGGAAAGCGGCUACCACGUUGCAUGUCUGGCGCCUAGGGGGGAUACAUUCGCACCCACAGUCACAGAGCUGAGUGUGACCGAGUACGGCUUUUUGGUACCGCCAGAGGACAUGCCACAAUUUGCAGCAGGGAGCGCACCAAUAGUUUCCGAGAAUAUCUGGGACCGGUUGUUCUACAGAGGUCUGCGAGGCCAGGACAAGGCUGUUGACUAUGAUGAGGCUGCAGUGCAGUCUGCCAUCAAAUGGUUGGAGCAUCCUCCCCAGGGCCCGUGGGUGCUCUAUCUGCCAUUGAUAUUCCCGCAUUGUCCGUUCCAAGUUGAGGAACCAUUCUUCUCAAUGUACGAUCGGGCGAAGAUGCCAGUGCCAUCCAAGCCGAAGAACAAGACAGGCUACGAGCCACGGUAUUUUGAAGAGAAUCGGAAGCGAUAUGGUACAGAGCGGGCGACGGAUGAAAUUUGGGCUGAGAUUAUUGCCACGUACUACGGCAUGAUUUCCCGUCUUGAUGAGCAGUUUGGGCGGGUCAUGGAAGCGUUGACAAGCUCGGGAUUGUCUUCGAACACGGUCACCAUGUUCUACACGGAUCAUGGGGAGUACCUGGGAGACCAUGGCAUGAUCGAGAAAUGGCCCAGCGGAGUAUCGGAAGUCCUUGCUCGUGAGCCUCUCAUUAUCGGCGGUGCUGGGUUGCCAGCAGGGGAAACAAACGAUGAUAUCUGCGAGAUGGUGGAUCUUCUUCCCACAAUCCUUGAAUUGUGCAAAGUCCAAGAAUCGUUCCCACAUAACGGUGUAUCCCUGCUCCCGACCCUCCUUCGCAAAUCAAAGCAUCCUAAACAGUAUGCAUAUACCGAAGGAGGGUUCCUCAAGUCGGAAGAACCACUCCUCGAACAAGCGCCGUAUCCGUACGAUAUCAAGUCACUUCUGCAGCAUGAAGAUACCGAAAUUGUUGGGAAGGCAGUUGCUAUGAGGAGUGUUGAUUGGACGUAUGUCUAUCGGCUGUACGAGCCGACUGAGUUGUACAACAGAAAGACUGACCUCGCAGAGCUUCAUAACCUCGCUGCUGAUCCGAUGUAUGGUCAUAUCGUUCAAGAAAUGCAGGGGGAGAUGUUCCAGUGGAUGGUGCAGACGUCUGACUUUCUUCCUUUUCAGAAGGAUGCUCGAUUCCCUCCUGUGGAACUUGAGAGUCCGGAGGAGCAGUAUAAUAGGAGGGUCCAGGCAGCCUGA
Messenger RNA from Penicillium arizonense, 1527 nucleotides. RefSeq lists its product as uncharacterized. The record is from RefSeq and is a predicted model, not a curated record. The coding region runs from base 1 to 1527 and encodes 508 amino acids. Lineage: Eukaryota; Fungi; Ascomycota; Eurotiomycetes; Eurotiales; Aspergillaceae. Gene Ontology annotation, molecular function: iduronate-2-sulfatase activity. The transcript has a single exon.